UGGCAUUGUCUUAAAAACCAACCCAAACCGCACCACAAAAUUUAUCUGAUAUCUCCAAAGUCCAAAAGCCUUUACCAAAUCAACCAUCGCAAAAAACCGCCAUGGGAGGACUCGACGAAGCUUUUAUCCAAGCUCCGGAACACAGACCAAGAACUCAUCUCACAAACUCCGGUGAUUUCAUUUUCUCCGACGAGAUCCCGACCAUCGACCUCUCCUCCAUCAUCGAAGAUCCCAAUAGCGACAAGACGACGAUUGCGACAGAGAUCGCAGAAGCAUGCGAGAGAUGGGGAUUUUUCCAGGUGAUCAACCACGGCUUAUCGUCGGAUUUAAGGCGUCGAGUAGAGAAGACGGCGGCGGAAUUUUUCGAUCUACCGACGGAGGAGAAGAGGAGAGUGAAAAGAGACGAAGUGAAUCCUAUGGGUUAUCACGACGAGGAACACACUAAAAACGUUAGAGACUGGAAAGAAGUUUUCGAUUUCCUCUUGCAAGAUCCGACGAUUGCUCCGGCGACUCCGGAGCCGGAAGACACCGAGCUCAGAGAGCUCACGAACCAGUGGCCUCAUAAUCCUUCUGAUUUCAGAGAGGUAUGCCAAGAAUAUGCAAGAGAAGUUGAGAAGUUAGCAUUCAAGCUCUUGGAGCUUAUCUCCAUUAGCUUAGGUCUAGCCGGUGAUCGUUUAACGGGCUAUUUCAAGGAGCAAACGAGCUUUCUGCGGUUUAAUCAUUACCCUCCUUGCCCAAACCCGGAGCUUGCGUUAGGCGUUGGACGUCACAAAGAUGGAGGAGCUCUAACCGUCUUGGCCCAAGAUAGUGUUGGUGGAUUACAAGUGAGCCGUAGAUCGGAUGGACAAUGGAUCUCAGUGAAACCGAUCCCUGAUGCUUUGAUCAUUAACAUUGGCAAUUGUAUGCAGGUGUGGACAAAUGACAAGUAUUGGAGUGCAGAACAUAGAGUGGUAGUAAACACAAGCAAAGAGAGAUUCUCGAUACCGUUCUUCUUUUUCCCAUCGCACGAAGCCAAUAUUGAGCCAUUGGAGGAGCUUACAAGUGAAGAAAACCCACCUUGUUACAAAAAGUACAAUUGGGGCAAGUUCUUUGUUUCAAGAAACAGAAGUGAUUUCAAGAAGCUCCAAGUUGAGAACAUCCAGAUUGAUCACUUCAAGGCUUAAUUAAUCACAUUAUGUUCAUUAGCAAAACAUUUCCUAAUAUAAUGUCUAAGGUGUUUGUA
This is a messenger RNA of Eutrema salsugineum, 1222 nucleotides long. RefSeq names its product protein DMR6-LIKE OXYGENASE 1. The coding region runs from base 102 to 1163 and encodes 353 amino acids. The transcript has 3 exons. The record is from RefSeq and is a predicted model, not a curated record. Lineage: Eukaryota; Viridiplantae; Streptophyta; Magnoliopsida; Brassicales; Brassicaceae.